AUGGUGCGCAACAUGGAUGAGUUGGAGGACUUUGACUUUCAGAUUCAGACUCCUGCUUCUCAUCCUGGUCCACAGGAAGAACGAGCCCUGUAUGGGUUCGUAAUGUACAUUAGCUCUUUCAUAUUGUUUGGUAUCUACUUGAUCUUCGCGUUCGUGCCUCGAGAUUGGCUCUCAAUGAUCGGCGUCACUUACUUACCUCACAGACAUUGGGCUAUCACAUUUCCUAUUGCACUUACCGCGACUGGCGUCGGUUUCCUAUUCUGCUAUACACUAUGUCAUUUUCAGCUUACGCAACCGUUGACUUCGAUUUACCAGAUUCGUGAUCGACUCUCAAUACGUCCUUCAAAUCAGACUUUGUCGAAGGCAUCUGUUAUCCCUCCCUAUCUUGACUACUGUUCAACCACGGUGAAUCGAGAGUUAUACUUGCAUCCCGCACAAAAGCUGGAUCUCUCAUAG
This is a messenger RNA of Fasciola hepatica (liver fluke), 456 nucleotides long. The record is from the annotation of a GenBank genome assembly. Lineage: Eukaryota; Metazoa; Platyhelminthes; Trematoda; Plagiorchiida; Fasciolidae.